Molecule: messenger RNA, 981 nt
Organism: Fopius arisanus
Lineage: Eukaryota; Metazoa; Arthropoda; Insecta; Hymenoptera; Braconidae
Product: SUN domain-containing protein 1
Exons: 5
Coding region: 13-981 (322 amino acids)
Cellular component (GO): meiotic nuclear membrane microtubule tethering complex; nuclear envelope
Molecular function (GO): protein-membrane adaptor activity
Source: RefSeq, a predicted model, not a curated record
UUGGAAUAAAAAAUGGGAAUUACCAAGUGCCAAAAAGUUGUGAGAAGCUUCAGUUUCAAUGAUUUUCAUAAAUCCUCUAUUGGACCAGCAAUUUUGGAUAAACAGAAUCCCUUCAUGCGUAUUCUAGAAAUCGAUUUAUUGGUUUUAUUAACAGUGGGAUACUAUUUUCGGAGAUUCACUCGAGCAAUUAAACCCAUGCUGAGAUUAAUCAUGACUGCGAGCUUUGGAAUUACCUUGUUAUUGACUGCUUUAUUGAUCCACUCCUCUUUAAAUCGAUCGUCCUCCAGAGAACUGGUAAUUACUGGACAGUGGCAGAAUACUAAUUACUUGAUGCAACUGGAACUGGAACGAUUGAAAAUUAAGACUUUGAGUCUGGAACUGACAAUUAGGAAAAUGAAUUUCCAAUUAAACGCAAUACGUUCGCAUAGCAAAAAUCAUCAUGAAAUUUUAGCGGAUUUUGCUUCAGAGUCUGCUGGAGGCUCGAUCGUUGACACUCCUGGAACAGAAUCGUACCAUGACCAGAAUCAAAUUUUCCGAUUAUUCGGUAUUCCAAUCUGGAAACCCAAUUAUUUCACUCCUCGUAAAGUCAUUCAGCCAUGGAGUCAAGCUGGAGAAUGCUGGGCAUUUCAUGGCACUCAAGGAAAAAUUGAGAUCGAACUCGCGUAUUCAACGUACGUCGAUAGAGUGACUUUGGAACAUAUUUCGGCUAGUGCAUCAUUGACUGGGAACAUUAAUUCAGCCCCUAAAGAAUUUUAUGUUCUUGGAAAAUUUAUUGACGAAUAUGUGGAAAUCGGUCGAUUUGUAUACGAAAUUCUAGGACCUCCGUCUCAAAUGUUUCAAAUUACGGAGAAAGGUGUGCAGAAUAGACCAAUUAAACAUAUCAUGCUGCGAAUCAUCUCCAACUGGGGAAAUCCUGAUUACACAUGCAUCUACCGUUUCAAAGUCCACGGAAAAAUCUCUAACGACGUGGAAAAUGUGUAG